Molecule: messenger RNA, 2439 nt
Organism: Mercenaria mercenaria
Lineage: Eukaryota; Metazoa; Mollusca; Bivalvia; Venerida; Veneridae
Exons: 4
Coding region: 159-2270 (703 amino acids)
Biological process (GO): iron ion transport
Cellular component (GO): plasma membrane
Molecular function (GO): oxidoreductase activity; copper ion binding
Source: RefSeq, a predicted model, not a curated record
UGCAGUACCUCGAUGAAAGACUUCCUCGUCAAGUGUCAUGCUUACUGAUAAAAACGUAACAAAAUUGGUUAUAAGGACAAAUAUAAUCUACGAUAUCAGUUGUUUGAAGUAGAAUAGAGGACUAAUUCAAGUAAGCAGUGAUAUCUAAAGUUGAAAAUAUGAGAGGAAUGAAAUGUCAUAACAUGGUGAUGAAGGUCGCCGUGAUCUUUUUCGGGUUGAUGUCAUGUACCAACGCACAGGAGGUAACUGUCCAGCCAAUAGCUACAAAAGACGAUUGUAUCUGUAGAGUUGAGGACACGGUCUGCUCUUGCACGCUUGUAAUCGAGCAUAAACUGACCAUGAUACUGGAGAAAGAAAAACAAUUGGUGUAUCCUGACAACGGCAUUUUGAGGCUACGAGGCAAAGAAAACAACAAUGCUCCAUUGACACCUGAGCAAGUGUCACGAGUUCUGACGGCCGAUGGACAAACUUCGCGCCUAGUCAUUGCAAUAAAUGGUAGAUUUCCUGGGCCAAGAAUAGAGGUCUGGGAAGGUCAAACGUUAAAUGUUACAAUUAUAAACACACUCCACACAGAUAGCGUGACCGUUCACUUUCAUGGAUUACAUCAGAGAAAUACGCCAUGGAUGGAUGGCGUCGCAUUUGUUACUCAGUGUCCUAUACUGCCUGGACAAACAUUCGUGCAUAGAUUCAAUGCAUAUCCGCCCGGAACAGCUAUGUACCAUGCACAUAUAGGAGACCAGAGAAGCAUGGGGCUUUACGGACCUGUCAUUGUUCGCCCGACAAAAAAUCCGAUCAUUGAAGACAAUGAAAUCAUCAUAUCACUUCAGGACUGGAAUCAUCUUAUGGACCCAGAAACAGCAUACAAUAGAAUGAUAACUGAACAGUUUGAUUUUCAGACAUACGAGAAGAUAAAUACAACCUAUUCUGUAGACGGUGGUCAGUUCAGCCGCUAUGAGUUUCAGUCAGGCCUUGUAAAUGGAAAAGGACGAUUCUGGAUGAAUGAAAGUAUAAAUAACGGCGCACCUCUUGAACGUUUUAAAGUUCGUUCCGGUUCACUUUACCGAGUUAGAAUAAUUGGUGCAAUGACGCUCUACCCGAUGAGGGUUUAUAUAUAUGGUCAUCGGCUAACACUAAGAACAUCGGACGCAUACAAUGUUGACAGGGAAGCUGUACAGUCAAUAAUAGUACACCCAGGAGAAAGAUACGACUUCUACUGGCAAGCUCCAGCAGCGAGUGAAGUCACUUCUAAAGAGUUAUUAUUAAUUGCUGAAACAAUAGAAACACCAGAGAGUCUUGGAUUCUCCAAGUACCAUGCAGCCGAAGCGGUUCUAGAGUUCGAAGAUUUCACAGGUCCAACUCCUUCUCCUAAUCCCCCAAAUAGCAGACGGGAAACGUGCACUCCUUCAUCGAAAUGCCCUACAUUCAACUGUCCUUACGAAUAUUACCCACCUGAUGAAAACAGAGAAUGUAUAACAUUUAAUGAAGUCAACAACACUGAUCCAAAUCAAGAUUACAAAGUUGUUCUAGGUUAUCGUGUAGAUGAGGAGUACUUUUUCAACUUUGCCUUUCCAGGACCUCAAGGAAAUACACCAGGUUCGGUAAAUGGACGAGAGUUCGUCCCACCAACAGUCUCACUUCUCACACAAGAAAAUGAGUUGAACACACAAUGUAAUGACGACUGUGAGAGAGAUGGAAUAUGUAAAUGCACGUAUAUUCAGAAAUUGAAAUCCAAUAAACUGGUUCAAUUUGUUUUACUUAACUUAGGAAGUGGUUCGGGAUGGUCACAUCCCGUCCACUUGCAUGGACAUUCAUUUUAUGUCAUGAAAAUGGGUUUCGGCACGUACAACCAAACUACAGGAAAUCUCACCGCUAAUUCUAAUGACAUUAGCUGCACAGACAAAUUUGGCUACUGCAGUUCUGCAUCUUGGACGAAUGGCAGCUGGGCAGGCGGCAAUGUCCCGGGUUUAAAUCGCCAACCACCACAGAAAGACACUAUUAUCGUUCCAACAGGAGGAUACGUAGUGAUCCGAUUCCGGUCGGAUAACCCCGGAAUGUGGUUUUUGCAUUGUCAUAUUGACCUGCACAACACGAAUGGUAUGGGAAUGGUUAUUGACGAAGGAGAAACAAAACCACGCCCUCCUCAAGGAUUCCCCACUUGCAGAAACUUUUUAUACAAUGGCAAAAAACCUGUAAGUGAUGCCAAGAUGAACAGCAGAAUGUCCCACCUGACGCUUUUUGCACUUAUCUUGGUGGUCAAGAUAUUCAAAUAAGUGUGUAGCAAUAAGAUGUAAUCCCCGAGGUAUAAGGCUGAAUGAAUCCAGACCCGCCAAGUUGAUAAAAACAGCACGCAUAAAUAUUGUAUAUAUUACGUUGAUAAUAUUACUAUUAUGUGAGCUAAUUGUAUAUCCAUAUCUUUUUUUUAAAACGUACCUAACUGUC